Schistosoma rodhaini is the source of this 5184-nucleotide messenger RNA. The record is from the annotation of a GenBank genome assembly. NCBI's taxonomy places the organism in Eukaryota, Metazoa, Platyhelminthes, Trematoda, Strigeidida, Schistosomatidae.
UUUGAUCGAUUUAAAAAGACAAGCAAAAAGAGUACUGUUGUCUAACUUUUCGCUCGUCGUUAGCAUUGAAAGAGUAGACCAUUGUUACUAGGUCACACAUUAUGCUAAUUAGCGCCACCGCGUUUUUGAUCGUGAAGGUCACUUAUUAGUAAACGCUCAUUUACUGCAAUACACUACGUUGCCUUUUUGGAAUGUACAGUACAAAACGUUUCAUGCUUACGAUUAGUUUGUGUUUGAAAGCAGCUCUAAUCUCAUGAUAUAGGGCAGUGAUACAGCGAUAAAUGGUAGACGCAUGUACAUGCACUGCUUCACAAGAUGUUACAAACAACAGUUGUGGAUUUCGUGGACAGUCUUUCACUCCAGAUUUUCAAGCAGGAUUUCAACCGUCUGAUGAGAUGCAAGGACAAACAUCAUUCGACGUAACGGGUCGAUGCAGCAUACAUGCUCAUAUAGAAGGCAUUUCAAGAAAUUACGUUCCUACUUAUGUACAUUCAAAUUUCGUCCAUGGAAUUGACUCUAUACCUUUUGUGCAAUCAUGUCCGAAUAUGGGUGAUUAUCAUGCAUUCGAAGAUGUUAAUAACAGCCAUUCAAAUAGAUUAUUUAAUAGCCAGUUUCUGACUUCGUGCCCACCUGCUAUUCCUGAGGUGCAGUCGGAUAUAUCUCAAGACGAGGAAGUUCCCCGUCCAUGUUGCUUCUGCACUUUUUGCGCCCCAGUUAUACCAAAAACACACUGUGUUGAUAUUUGCUGUUUCAAAUCAAAAUGUUUGGUUCCAACUGUUUCACCAUGCUCACCUGAUGCGCUUUUCUGCCUACUUUUCACUGGGUCUUGCAAAUGUCCCUUGUUUUCUUUCCCGCGCCACCGAGUAACUAAUGAAAAUCUCAUAAUUCUAAGUAUAAUUCAGUUGUUAUGCGGUUUUGCAGCUAUCGUCCUCUCGAGUGUUGCUUUUACUAAGGCGGUCUUUUUAUAUCAGAUGGCUACAGGAUUAUGGGCUGGAAUAUUAAUGGUGGUUACUGGAUUUCAUGGUCUUCUUGCUGCUCGUCGCCCGAUUGUAUGUGCCUUAGUAGGAUUGUUGGUACUGUGUAUGGUUGUAAGCUUGUCUGCAUGUGUUCUCAUUUGUGUUUCUGUGGCUGGGACAAUAGAAGAUGGUUUUCUUAGCAGUGCUGUUACACGGAAAGGGUUUUCCCGUGAACUUACAAAAAUAGCAUCAAGUCACCGUGAAAACAAAACUUUCUCCCAAAGGCACGACCCAAAGUCUCCCUUGGCAGUGUUAACAACGAGAACCCAAGAUUGGUCUGAUUUGCAGCCUUUGGACUAUAAAAAUGUCCUACGUGAAACAUCAGAUACCUACUUGCGCACAUGUCAAGUUAUUUUGCACCUCCUUUUGUUGAUAGUCGGUAUUCUAGAAGCAUCAGUCAGUCUUGCAACAUCCAUUCUCUGCUGUCGGUGCGUUUGCUCAAAUUCUCUUAAUUUGCGAUUUCAAAAUUCACGUUCAUUACGCACUAAUAUAGUGUCAUUCAAUGCUGCUACAGCUAAUCAAGCAGCUUCUGUGCUCCGAUCAGGUGCAAUAAAUGACUUUGUUGGUACUGGCAAUGUACUAUUAGCCAUCGAUUCAGAUGUACCUAUACAAAAUUAUCCCACCAGUAGUGCUAAUGAAGUCGUUCAUAAGCCACAAAUCCACCAUACAUUAAUCCCUUUUUUAUCUGAGUUGAAUCGUCAUUCAUUAAUCCUCACACAAGCAGGUACUGGUACAGUAGCUUUGUCUGCCGCUCGUGCAGCUGCUAACCUAUUUGAUGCAGAGAGAUUCGAAACUCAAGAUCGAACUUCAGUUUCUUGCUCUUCCAGCAAUGAACAAUCCUCUGUUCAACAACCAGGUACCUCAAGUAGAUCUAUAUUUCGUCGUUUUAAAAGAUUGCGUCUUAUUCGUCCUAGUGAACCUCGUCCUCGUCUUCUGUAUACAACUCUCCAAGUCCCUACAAAUGUUUCCACUGCCUCUGAUUCUUCAUCUAAUCCACCUCCAUUUUCAUCUUCCACUACGAUUGUUUAUGUGAUACUUUCACCUACACAUGAAGAACCACCUAUGAUAUUUCCUCCCUUUCCUCCUAGUUACAAUGAGUCACAAAGGAGAUCUGGUUUGGGUGCAACUGUUACCCGCAUUCAGCGGAACCAACGUAUGACGUUUCAGUCGAACACAUCUCGUCGCUAUAGGAGACGUUCAGCUGGAAUAUCUCGUCCUCGUUUUCAUUCAUCUAUACGUUCGCGUUUGUCACGACUUUUAUGUCGGAAUACACCACAUCAAUCUAAUCUCAGAAUUAAUAACACAUCUGGACAUUCUAGAAUGCAGUGCCACCUGUCUAGAUCUGUCGCUUCUGCUCCUAUUUCUUUUGGUGACCGAUUCAUCCAACCUGUUCUUAUAGUUGGAGACCCACCUACGGUCAGACUUACAGAAGACCCACCUCCCAAAUAUUCUGUAUAAACUCUUAGAUGUCAGAUACCUAUCAGUUGUAAGCUAUCCUUCUCCUUGUGCAAAUGUACUGCAUUCCUAUUUAAUCUUUGAGUCAGCAUUUCUUGAUUUGUAAAAGCUUGUGAUUAUAUGCAUAAGUAUUUGCCAUUACUAGUCUAUUUUGUUUUGCCUUUUUGUUAUUUAAACGUUUGUUACUACCUUCAAUUCAAAUGAGAAAAUGUUUUUAUUUAAACAAGAUUAUUACUUAUCAAUAUUUUAGUUAUUUUUUAAAUCGUCUAAUUGGUUCAUACUUUAAUUGUAUAUUUAAAAUGUCUGUAUCACUUCUAACUUAUAUUGUUGAUAUAACAUCUUUCACUAAAACCUUUUUAUCUUUUCUCGUCGUUAGUAAAAAUAAUUAUGUAAUAGUUGGUGGUAAGGUAAAUUGAUGAUUAUCCAUUAUAUUUGUCUUGUGUGCUAAAAGGAGAGAAAGCUAAAAUUCCAGCAAUCAGAUAAAAGUUCGUGCAUUCUACUUUGAGGCAUAUUUUCUGUGAAGAUUGAAGCUGCCAACGGAAUAUCCUAACUGAAGGACAUGUUACUGAGUUUGAGCUCGUGUAUAUUUUAACUACUCAGUCUUAGCUCUAUUGUUUUAUGGAUAGUAAGCUUCAACGUUCUGACAAGGUAUUUUCAUCAAUUCUCAAUCGGCAUAGUGCUUUAUUCUUGUGAUUAACUUUAUCAUUGGUCGUAUUAUUAAGUACACUUUUAAGAAGUAAUGCAGAUCAAGGAUAACUAUGGUUCCUCAAUUAACAGUCGAUUUGCCUAUCAAGCUUUCAUUUUAUCACGUCAUAUCGAUAGUAAAAUAUUACUAUCUCGACAGUUGAGAUGUUUUACUGUUAAGAAACUUUUUUUAGUAUUGUGACCGGUUUAUUAACCCACACCAGAUCAUUCAUGAGUUCCGCCAAUAGAGCAACUUUUGUUUGAUGCACUACUCUAUUUAAUAGUUGCAUGUUACUUUAUUUUAGAACCUCUUAAGAGAUUAUAGUUGAAGUUAAAAACCUGUGUUUUCACACUGGAGAAAUCGUGUCAUAUAACUUGCUUAACUUUCUGGUUGAGUCACAAAACCCAGCUGGUAAUCAGGUCUCACAUCAGUCACUCAGUGUCGUAUUAGCUGCCAUGUGAAUGAAAGCUGCACAGUUGUACGCGAUUUACAAACUAGUCGCCUGGCAAUUUUUUUCUACCUCAGUUGAGCUAAGUUAACUGAAUGAGUUAUUCUGUUGUCGCUAAUAUAGUUGAAGUGUAGAUAAUUGUUCAGACCUGUUGAGAAUUUCUAAAUUAAUAAUUUAUAUGGACUUAUACUUACGGGAGUAGUCUCUCACUAAGCAAGUGAUUCUAGGAUACGGUUGUGUCUUUGUAUAUUACGACGAAAACUUAUUGAAAACUGUAUAUUGGCGUAUUUGCAGCGAUGUACUUGUCACAAAAAUGUUUAAUUAGAGGGGGGGGGUAAAACAACUAUCAGUUUACUGGUCUAUGUCAGUGUAAGUCAUACUAUAUAAGGCACUUGCUAUUAGCAUUUAAAAAUAUGCUAUAUAUUUUGUUUCAUCCUAGAACUUUUACAAAACAACCUGUCCUAGUACUCAAUACUUUGGUGAACCUUUGGACAUCAUCUAAAAGUCACUCUAGUAUUCUCUGGGUAUAGCAAUUGAGAUACCUUUUUGCACAAUGAGAGUUAAAGCAAGACGUUUUGGUAUGGAUCGUUUAUCGUGUUAAAUUAGUAUUCAUCUGAAUAUUGAGUGUAGAAAGCUUCAAGUCAACGAUUCAACAGAUUUCUAUCAUUAUUUUUCGGAUAGAACCCCUUGGAUUCACUAGGUACAUUGAGAACUUAAUACUAUUUUUUUUAGUUAUUUAAUUCAAAAUAGAAUAAAAUAGGUCGGCUGCACCUGCGUCUAAUCUCGCAAAUAAAGUUUAGAAAACGUCAGAGCGGAAUCAAAGCCUAAUUAUUUACCCAACAAAGGCGUGAAAUAAUGGAAAAUAAGGAUUCUCCGUAAUUAUUCCUUAUCAACCUUGGCACAUAAUUAUAGACUUGUUAAAAUGUGCUCACACGUGUAAUAAAGAAGAAAUUAAUGUAGUAUUAAGAGACAUUCUUUUUAAAAGACUGGAAGUCCGAUUCAACGGUUGGAGGAGGUAAGUGAAAUCCUUGUUUCGAAGUGUGCAGAUUCUUAGUUCACUUCAAUGAAUAUAUCAUCGACAAGCUGGUUGGAAAAUGACUUACGGACUACCUCAUUUUUUAUGUGUACAGCGAUAAUUUGGCAUAUCAUUAAGUAGUAGAAAUUGGAUUUAUGUCUAACACAUGAACUGUAUGUAUCUCAUAUAUAUCUGAAAACAUGAGUCAACAAAUGCAAAAUUUGAAAGUGUUACAUUAUCAGAAACAUGGUAUUCGUAGAGGUUGUUUCCAUUUGCUUGUAAAAAUCUAUCAUGUAUUAAUUAAAUUUAGCAAGAACAUAUGAACCGACAAAUUGCAUAACCAGGUCAGCUGUAACAUCAUUCAAAUUAUUUUAUCAGUAAAAGGUUUUGGUCACUGUGUGUAUACAUUUUCUUUUUAGAAAAAAAACACUAAAAAUGAGAGUUAGACACUGACUGCUUAAUAAAUACUAAGCCAGUAGUACACAAUAUUCAUAAAAUUAAUUGUUUUAUUCGUUAUACUUUCAUUCACUAACCUCUAGUAUGAGCCAUGUUGGCAGAUGCAGAC